Messenger RNA from Jatropha curcas, 2985 nucleotides. The record is from RefSeq and is a predicted model, not a curated record. NCBI's taxonomy places the organism in Eukaryota, Viridiplantae, Streptophyta, Magnoliopsida, Malpighiales, Euphorbiaceae.
ACAAAAGCUGUUCUUGAUUUGGCUGCAAAGGUUAAGCGCAUAGUUCUUCUGUCAGGGACACCUUCUUUAUCCAGGCCAUAUGACAUUUUUCAUCAGAUAAAUAUGUUAUGGCCUGGUUUACUGGGACAGACCAAGUACGAUUUUGCAAAAACUUACUGUGCAGUUAAAUAUGUCUUGACUUCUGAAGGGAAACGUUUCCAGGAUUUCUCAAAGGGCAUUCGCUUGGAGGAACUUAACGUGUUGCUUAGACAAACUGUUAUGAUAAGACGUUUGAAGAAGCAUGUUCUGGAACAAUUACCACCAAAACGUCGAAAAAUUAUAAGACUGUCAUUGAAGAGAUCAGACAUUAUGUUAGCAAAGACCGCUGUUGGGACUGUGAAUAAUGAUGUUUCUGAAGAUAGUGGUGCUUCUUGCAGAUUAGACGAACUCUCCUAUCAAGAGCUUGGUAUUGCAAAAUUCUCUAGGUUUUGUGAAUGGCUUUCCAUUCACCCGCUCUUUUCAGAAUGGGAUGGUGUAGCAGAAUUAGAUGCAAACCGCAAUUCCCAAAAAAUGAUAAUUUUUGCUCAUCACCAUAAAGUCCUUGAUAGAGUGCAGGAGCUCAUAUGUGAGAAAGAAGUUGGUUUUGUUCGCAUAGAUGGAAGCACACUUCCCAGAGAUAGGCAAUCAGCUGUAUUGUCAUUCCAAUCAUCAAAUGAGGUUAAGGUUGCAAUAAUUGGUAUAACUGCUGGGGGUGUUGGACUUGAUUUUUCCUCAGCCCAAAAUGUUGUGUUCCUGGAGCUGCCUCAUUCUCCCUCAUUAAUGCUUCAGGCUGAGGAUAGAGCUCACAGGAGAGGGCAAACAAAUGCAGUCAAUAUAUACAUCUUCUGUGCAAAGGACACUAUGGACGAAAGACAUUGGCUAUACUUGAACAAGAGUCUACAUCGUGUUUCAUCCACUACAAAUGGAAAAUAUGAUGCAGUACCAGAGAUAGCGGUUGAUGGUGUUUCUUACUUAGAAACGCCUGGCAAAACUCAGAAAAAUUCCGAGAAUCAAGUUUCGGAUGAAGCCUCAUAUGGUGAGCUUUCUGCUGUCAAACUUGGGAAGCUAACUGAUCUUUGCUCAGCACUCAACACAGAACCUUUUGAAAUUGAAACUCCUGAUGAAGCAGCUGGCAUGUUACUUGAUAGAUCCAAAGGACAUUCUAGUUCUGGUGCCAGUGCAUAUCAAACAGAUGAUAUUCAUCUUAAGGCUAAUGUGGUCCCUGACCGAGAACUGUAUGACUAUUUUGUUGCAAGUGGAAACCUAGAGAGAGAUGUAUCAGAAAGUGAACUUGGCUCUGCUUGCGGAGUUUCUUCUUCUUUGUUGGACAAAGAAAAUGAAAGCAAGGAUCAGAUAGAAAAGAAAAUGCAGGAAAAAAUUUUUGGUCCACAAACAACAGAAGUGGAUGACCUUGGAUCUGCUCAGGAAAAUGAAGCUGAUGAAUCCUUCUCCAGCCAAGUACAUUCUCUGCGCUUUGAGGUGAGCAAAUAUACUGGGAGGAUUCACCUGUAUUCCUGUAGUUUGGGUACAGACUCAAGACCACAGCCACUAUUUGAGAAUUUCCGCCCAGAGGAACUUGAGUCGCUCAAUUCUGCUCCAGCCAAUGAUAACAAGGAAACAACUACUAGAUCUUUCAAGAGCAACCCAGCAUGUAGUCGUGCUCUUCUUGCAUUUAUUAAUGAGUGGAACAGCCUAAGGCCCAUUGAGAGAAGGAAAUUAGUUGGAAAGACUUUGCAGCUUCCUAUAUCUAUUGAGUUGUGCUACUUGAAUGAAAAUAUUAACCACGGCAGUGAGGGACUGCUGAAGGGUGGAAGCAAACGGCGGAAGACUCCUUUGUGCGAGAUUAGCUACCCUUUACCAUCCAAUGCUGUUUGGAAGAAGGUAAAUCUAUCUGGUAGCUAUGGCAAGAAGGAAAAACAAUAUACACAGGGUUGGACCAUAAUGGAUGAGCCACUCUGUAAACUCUGUCAGAUACCAUGCAAGGGAAGCAAUGCCACGACACCUGAAUUUUUUGAGGAUCUUUUCUGUAACCUUAGCUGCUAUGAAGAAUAUCGAAUAAGGACUAGUAGCAGAUCCCUUCGACAGGAACUUUUCCAAAUAGAACAUGGGGUUUGCAGAAAUUGCCAGUUGGACUGCCAUCAACUUGUGAAGACCAUUAAACCUUUAUCACUGGAGAGACGAAGAGAAUAUAUUGAGAAAAUAGCACCAAAUUUGGCAAGUCGGAAGAAUUUGAUUGAUAAGCUUGUCAAUGAUCCAUCUGAAGGUAACGCAUGGCAUGCAGAUCACAUCAUUCCUGUCUACCAGGGUGGAGGUGAAUGCAGACUGGAGAACAUGAGGACUCUCUGUGUUGCUUGCCAUUCUGAUGUUACUGCUGCACAACGUGCUGAACGACGUCUAACAAGGGCCAAGGCUAGGGAACAACUGAAGAUCAUCAUGAAUCAACUCAAAGACCAGAAUCUGGAGGAGGGUAACAGUAAUUUUAAGGGCCAAGGACGUUCCGAAAUGCAAGAAGAUGUAGUUGACGAGCUUUUAGUCAAGGUUCCUGGAAGUGCCUAUUCUGGAAAAGACACAAAUCCCGGAAGCGAAGACUUGAAAUUAUCCAAAGCUGAAGAUUGAAGAGAACUACAGUGAAGGAGCAUUUUAUCAUUUCAUUUGAAUGUAAAGAAUCCUGAAGGAUCCUUCAUCAGGGGUCCAAUGAGAAAUACAAUGAAGAAGUAUCCUAAUGAAGGAUCCUUUACCGUGACUACAGUUAGUUAGACAGGUUCAAAACGGCCAAUUUACUUUUCCUGUUUAGCAGUACGACACCUUAUGCAUGCCUACUUCAUAAUUUGUAAAUAUUAAACUCUUAAUUGCAAAAUCAAAUACCUACGUGGAGAAAUGCUCUAAAAAGCGCGUGGAGACCUGUAUUUGAUACCUCUAUGACAUCAAUUAUUAAUUAAAAAAAUUUAUCAAUUAUUAUUUCUGUUA